GGGCGUCCGUGAGGUUGUGGAUGCGGGUGUAGUUGCGCGUAUCGGUGCGGGUGUGGGCAUUGGUAUAGGCACGAAUGUGGCGUGCGAGUAUGGGUGUAGAUAUGGGGUGUGGAUGUGGAACUUUUCUUCACUUGUACUCUAAUUCACAGAAAAUAAAUCGGCUUUUCCCUCGUGUCUCUGAUUAUCAGCCACAGCCUCGUUUACACAUAAAUAAAACUUAUGACAUGUUUAUGAAUAUUUACGCGAAAAAAACGUUUGCUGAAUAAUAUGCAAUUCCGUAAUCGACUGCGAGGUCACAUAAGUCUAUGAAUGCUUCGGAAGCUCACCCACUUCAAUAGUGAGACUAGUUUCUUAUUAGAUUCGUUGCACAACAUUUCUCAUGAUGUGGUGGUAAGGAAUCCCUAUAUCAAUUUUUCAUGAGUUGCACGAAAAGGUUAAUGGUAUUUUUGUUUUCACUUGAUCUCACUACGGAUCUAUACAGUUUGAAAAGCUUACUUCUUAAUAUUAGCUAUACUGCUAGAAUGAGUACACUAAAAUUAAAGUUAAAUAGUGAAUAUGAAUUAUUUGGAGACAUAAAAUCUCUUACGAGGGAAGGUUCUCAAAUGAUCCACGCCAUUUUCAACAAUAGGGUGUGGGUGUGGGUAUGGGUGUCGGUGGGUGUGGGAUGUGUGGGUGUGGGUUUGGGCGUGGGUGUGGGUGUGGGUACGGGUGUCGGUGGAUGUGGGGUGUGUGGGUGUGGGUAUACUCUCCUUCAACACCAACACCCACACUCACACCCACACCCACAUCCCACACCCACGCCCACACCCACACCCACACCCACCCACACCCACAGCCACAGCCACAGCCACACCCCACCCACACCCACACCCACACCCGCCCACACCCACACCCACACCCACACCCACACCAACCCACACCCACACCAACCCACACCCACCCACACCCACGCACACCCCACACCCGCACCCACACCCUGUUUGAAAAAAAAAUCAAGAAUGAAAAAUUUUAUGUUCUGCCAUAAGACAGUCUCGAGUCAGAAUCUUGACAAAUGAUACAACAGAAUCAACGAAAACAUAAGACAUUCUGAAACAAUGUAUCAUAUAUUUUGAUUUUUCUUUUCUUGUUCUGUCUCGAGUGUUUUUUUUAUUGAUUUCUUUCUCAGAGCUUUUUCUAUUUAUUCAUGAUAUCAUUAUUCAGUAGACAUUUUUCUUUCAGCGAGUUUUUAUGGAAGUUAACGAAUGACUCAAUGAAAAUAGUGAUGUCAUCUGGAUAUUCGGCAAUUAUGCUUUGUUUUUUGUAUAUAACAAUGUAGAACAAGAAUUCCAUUCUCAUUUUAUUUCAAUAAGUAUAAUCACAACAAACGGUUACACAAAAGUAUGUACAAUUUUAAAUUUCAAUUACAGAAAAAUUGAUUUUUAUGUAUAGUCGAAAAUAUUGAAUAAUGUCACCUAAACGUUUUCAAGUUCGUCUCUAUAUUAUCCGACAUGCAGAAUCAGCAAUCAAUGCUGCUUCCACUCAUAUUUGCGGUCAGAAUAUUCCAUGUAUGUUAAGUCCACUUGGCAAUGAACAAGCAAUGUUAUUAGGCAGAGUUUUAUCAUAGACAUAUUUCUUUAUUGUUAUUUGUUUUUUUUUGAUUCAUAGGCAAACGUUUAAAAUAUCAAAAUAUCAAAUUUGAUUCUAUUCUAUGUUCAACAGCUGUUCGUGCACAACGAACAGCAGAAAUUGCAUUAAAAACUAUGAAUAUUGACAUAUCAAAAUUAAUCAUUUCAAGUGAACUUCUAGAGCAAUCUCAAGGUAGUUGGGAAGGUAUGAGUCGAGCGUUAGCUUUUACUCCAGAAGUAAUACAACAAUGGAAUGAAUUACAUUUUGAAUUCUGUCCUCCAAAUGGUGAGUCAAAACGAAUGGUACAAAAACGUGCUUUGGCUUACCUAGAACCGAUUAUUGAACAAGCAAAAAAUCAAAGUCUAGAAGAAAAUCGUGAAAUAUCAAUUGGUAUUUUUACACAUGCAAAUUUAAUACAAUCUAUAUUACAAUAUUAUUUACAAAGUAAUCCAAAAUAUGCAUGGCUUAUUAAACAAAAUAAUACAGCAAUUAAUGAAAUUCUAUUAAAUGAACAUGGAAUAUCUGUUGUUAAAGUAAAUGAUGAUAGUCAUUUGAGAUUUUUAAUUCCAGAAAUGCAAAGUGAAUCAUUAGACAAUCUAUGA
This is a messenger RNA of Rotaria sp. Silwood1, 2207 nucleotides long. NCBI's taxonomy places the organism in Eukaryota, Metazoa, Rotifera, Eurotatoria, Philodinida, Philodinidae. The record is from the annotation of a GenBank genome assembly.